This is a messenger RNA of Taeniopygia guttata (zebra finch), 1881 nucleotides long. The record is from RefSeq and is a predicted model, not a curated record. NCBI's taxonomy places the organism in Eukaryota, Metazoa, Chordata, Aves, Passeriformes, Estrildidae.
GACCGGAGGGGCCGCGCGGGCUGUGCCAUGGAGACGGGCCUGCUGCCCGGCCCGCGCGGCCCCGCCGCGGCUCCGGAGGCGGGAGCGGCCUGCUGCCGGCACCGGGGCGAUGUGGAGGUCUAAACAACAACUGGCUCUAGCAGCUGAGCGAGAAUGGAUUCUGAAACAGAGUAAUAUGCAAACAGAACUUAACUGGCAGCAGCUUUGUAAGAAUGCUGAAUGUAAUUGGUAUCAGAAAUCAGAGGAUCCAACAUGCAGCCUAUGUUCAUCAAGAGAGGAGAUAUUUCAGCAUGAUGAUGAAAGUUCUUUGUGCAAAUAUAACCCUGCUUUGGAAAUAAAAAAGCUGCAGGAACAGAAUGCCAACCUUCGGGCUGCUAUUGCACAAAUGAGGGAAGAAAUGGAGAGUCUUAAUGAGCAGAUGUUGUCUUCUGUUCCUCAAACAGAAGACAGACAGCUUGCAGAGCAAGGUUCAUUGAGCACAAACAAAAUUUCAACUGGGACCACACUAAGCAACACCAAAAUCUGUUCAACUAUGCUGGAUUGUAUAAUAAACCCAGACACAGAAGAGUGGCCAGAACCCAAAGUUCUUGAAGAAAACAUGGUAAAUUUUGGACAACAGCUACCUGAUGUAGGUACUGGUAUUUGUUGUCAAUAUAAUGUCAAACACACUCUACAAGGAAUGCAAAAUAAACUCAAGGAAGCAGCAAGAAAAAUUUCAAUUCUGAGCCAAGAGAAGCGUCAGCUGAUUGAAAUGGGAAACAGACUCAGGGCAGAACUUGGAAUGGUGUUAAAGGAAGGAGUCUGGCAUCCUGUUAGCUCUAAACACUGCACAGUUUGUAUUGCCUCUGGUAGUCUUCUUCCAAGAGAACUUGUCAAAAGAACACAGUGUCAGCUAUCAGUUCUAAAGCAUCUACAGCACAGACUCACAACACAGGAGCUGCAGUGCACAAGGCAACAGCAUCCUUCAAGGCUGUCUUCUCUUACUGCCUGCCCUAGCUUGAAGGAAGAAGAAGCUCCAAGCAGCUGUGGAGAAGAAACAGAAUUACCAUCCAGUGAGAUACGGCAUCAAGCCUUUUUCUACUCAGUCCUCAGAAGAACACCAGCCAGGGGGAGUUUGAAGUUGUACAUUCGAUCAAGCAAUCUGAAGAACCUCAGCAAAAUGUCAAAGCCAAGGAUAAAUGUGAAGCAUCAGCUGAAGAUUUGACAGUCAGAGGAGCAAGGCUGGAAGUUCAGCAGAAAUUAAAAUCCAGGAGUUUAUCUUGUGCUCAUCUAUUAAAACCAAAAAUCUCUUAUAGCAUGGCAAAAAUACGCAAUUAUAAUAUUAAAGACUAAUUUCUAUGUUGUCACAUAGGUUCUUUACACAUUUGCUGUUAACUUACUUGGACAUCUCUGUAUCGGGUCUAAUUGUCAGACUCAGUUUUGUAUGUCAGGUUGAGAUAUUUGCAGCCAGAAGAGAGAACAGAUAGCCUGUUUCAUACAGUGAGGCCUAAAAUAAAGGGUUAAUCUGUGUACAUUAUGAGGUUACAGUCUUCACUGUUAAUACAGAUUUAUUUUAAUUAUAUAUGUUAAGAUUUUCUUGCAUCAUGAAUUUAGAAAUGCUCAGUAACAUAUAGGUAAAGCCUUGUGCCUUCAGGCAGGACUUGCAGGACUUCAGCAGAUGUUUUGUUGAGAAACUGUAGAUGUGAUUUAAGCUUAGAAGUGGGAUGCCUCAACCUACUUGUUUUCUAAAUAAUGCAACCGUUAAUCCUGUGGAGCUUUCUACUUGAUAGAAAAGGGUUUAAAAAUAUUGCAUCUGAGUCUGUAUUAUUUCUCAUCUUCUGUAGCUCCUUCCACUUGUUCAGAGAGCAUGAAAGAAUAUAAAAUUAAAUUUCUAUUGUCACA